Messenger RNA from Lonchura striata (white-rumped munia), 1924 nucleotides. The record is from RefSeq and is a predicted model, not a curated record. Lineage: Eukaryota; Metazoa; Chordata; Aves; Passeriformes; Estrildidae.
AGCUGCACAUUCACCAGAACUUCAGCAAGUGAAGAUGAAAGCAAGGUGGCUUUUCUCUCUCUUUUGUUUGCUCUCAGUGCCCAGUGUCACAGGCCAGACUGUGGAUGUCAUUACCCAGAGAGAAGUGGUCCAUGCCCUGCCAGGUGCUGACGUGACCCUGGCAUGCCUGUUCCCAAAACUGCACAGCAUCCACAUCAUACAGACUCAGUGGUCCAAGACUGACAGCAGCCCCUCCACCAAAAUAGCUGUGUAUCACCCCUCCUAUGGCACACAUUACUUCGAGUUUUCUGAGGCUGCUUACAACUUUUCAGUGUCCUUCAGCACGAGGAGGUGCUGCAGUGGGGACAACGCAGGAUCCUUGUGUUCCUCCACUCUAAAUGCCACAUCUGAAUGCAACUGGUGGGUGCUGCAUCUGGAAAAUAUCACCAUGGCCCUUACUGGGCAGUAUGAGUGCACUUUUGCUACUUACCCAUAUGGGACAAAGGCCAAAAUAAUUCAACUUACUGUCAAGGCAGAAGAGGAGAGGCACUACCUGAAGAAAGUGUGGUUAAAGCAGACUUUAGAAAUUCCAUGCCUUGAGGAUGCGACCUCAGAAAAUUUGUCCACUUAUCCUUUGAAAUGGCUAGUGGAUGAAAAUGGGAGGAAGGAGGAACUUGUGACCAAGGAGCCCUCUUGUCCUGCUGUGUACAGGAACAGCAGCAUGCUGCAUGGGCAGAGAGUCCUCCUGGGUUUGAACAACACUCUAAAGGUUUUCCCCACCAAAAUCACUGAUGAUGGCAGAGUCUUUUCCUGCCACGUGCUCUACCACCCAGAGAGAGUCCAGAAGAGCAGCACCACUGUGAGAGUAUUUGCUUACCCUGAGAUCCUCAUUAGCCUGGAGAGGGGCUCAGCCAGCACCUCGCAGAAGCCUAAGGUGAGCUGUGUCGUGAGGAAGGCGUUUCCCAAGCCAAGCCUGCAGUGGUACAUGGACAGAGCCAGCCUGGAGGAGCAGCCUGGAGAAAUUUCUGUGGUACAAGAAGACUUGCAAGACAGUGAAGGUUUCUAUGAGUUGAGAUCAACACUGAUGCUGCAAGGGACCCAGAAGACACAUAAGACAUUCUCGUGUGUGUGUCUGUUUCCCUUCCUGGGAAAUGAAACAAGGAAUAUUUCAUCAGAAGAAAUAUUUGUUUCCUUCGAUUUUGCUAAUUCAACACUGGCAUCAGCUGUCAUGACAGCCUCAGAGCACCAGUCGACAUCUGUGGCCUCUCUGGAUUUCAGAAGUCAAGCAAACUUGAGUCCUGCUUCCACAACACAAGCAGGAGCGCUGACUUCUACCACAGAGGCAAAAGGUGCCACAGCAUCCAGUGAGACUUUGACAACAGCACGUAACCUGUCCUACAGCAUCACAGACCAGACAAUUUCAGUUACCAGAGGAAAAGAUUUCUUUGCUACCAGCAGCCUGCUGAACAGCACUGGUGACGGGAGGAACACCAAAGCCAGUCACUUCCCCUGGCCAGCAGUGGUAGCUGUCCUGCUCCUCUUCUGCAGUGCUCUGCUAGCUUUAGGCAUCAGGAAAUGGUGUCAGUACCAAAAGGAGAUCAUGAGCAGACCUCCAUCUUUCAAGCCACCGCCGCCUCCAAUGAAGUACACCUCCAUGGUAGAGUCUGAUGGGACUCCCCCAUCCUGCCACGAGCUGGAGAACCUGUAGCAGCACCUGCACCCCUUGUGCAGCACACAGAAGCCUGGCACGGUUAAAAGGCUCUGCCUUUUCCACAGUGCUCACAGGAGCUUGGUGGUAAUGACCCCUAUUAAAAUUCAGAGCUCCUAUGUGACACUGAUUUUGGGAGCUGAGCACUCCUUGGGACACUCCUUUCACGCUGUGUGUGCUCUAUGCUCACAGUGAGUGUCACUGUGAGAUUACACGUGCUCAAUUUGAAUUGGAUGC